Molecule: messenger RNA, 2930 nt
Organism: Tarenaya hassleriana
Lineage: Eukaryota; Viridiplantae; Streptophyta; Magnoliopsida; Brassicales; Cleomaceae
Product: transcriptional corepressor SEUSS-like
Exons: 10
Coding region: 703-2613 (636 amino acids)
Biological process (GO): negative regulation of transcription by RNA polymerase II; positive regulation of transcription by RNA polymerase II
Cellular component (GO): nucleus; transcription regulator complex
Source: RefSeq, a predicted model, not a curated record
UUGACUUCGUUCCACGGUAGAGAGAGAGAGAAAGAAGGAAUGAUAAGGCGAUUCAAUCAGAUCGUAUCCGCCUUUGACGUCCGCAAGAACAUACGCCUUCUCUCUCUAGGAAGCCAUUCCUUCUCUCUCUAAAAGAUACGGCGAAGAACAGAAGGCGCUGAUACAAAAGACAAGGAUCGAAAAAGCGAAGACAAAAGCUAUUACAGGAAAUCGAAUUAUUCAACAGCGAAGAAGAACAACAAGAAGGCGAAGCAGAAUAAGAAGCGGAAGUGAAACGAGAACAAGAAACAGAACAGAAGUUCAGCUCGAGAGAUCGUAUACCUAUCUCGUGUCUCUGUCUUUUUCUCCUCUGUUGGAACUUUUGAUCGAAAGAUUCGGUCUUUUUUAGUGGGUCGGCGUCUAAUUUCAUCCCUGUGGGCAUUUGGAGUGAUUCUGUGUUGUUGACAUUGGAAUUGGAUCUGAAGCAGAGUUGAUGCUGAAGCUUUUGGGUUAUAAUGGUUCAUAGGGAGUCACUGCUGUUCUAGAAUGUUCAAAAGGAUCAAAACUACAUUUUCUCCGACAUAAUCCCUGUUGAUGUUUUGAUGUGGAGACCAUGCUACUGACAAUGGUUGGUCUGAAUUUGCUGCUCACAGAAUCCUUUCCAUGGUGUUAUAGAAGGCCUUCGUAGUUUAUGAAUUCAUAGACGAGGCAGUGAUUCUGGAAAUGGUGCUGUCUGGUACACCAAAUCCUGUUGGUGGCUCCCAUUCUGUUCCAUCUCAUUCUCAGUUUAAUAACGUGAAUGUGCUCGGGACUGUUCCUAAUAUGUCCUCUCUGAUUAAUCAGUCUUUUGGAGGAGAGCCUAACUCUGUGUUUCCGAGCCCUGGAAAUGGUCAUCACCCAGGUUCUAAUAUCAUCAGGGCCGAGCCUGAUUCCCUUUCUGGUAUCGGGUUUGAUGCUUCAACGUCUUUUAUGGCGAUGGAUAUGGGGAAUCCAAGCUCGUCUGGUCAGGUUCCGGGUCAGCAGUUUACUAUCAUUCCAUAUAACCAGAUGUUAGGAGAUCAGCAAUGGGUCCAACAACGUAAUUCACAAAGCCUCCAGCAGGGGCUACAGCAGCAGGUUCCAUCUAUACGGGGAGGGUUCGCAAUGGAGCCACCGGUCAUGAAUGAUCAACGAGGGCAACGACAACAGCCACAGUUGCAGCCACUUAGGAAUCUUGGUCCAGUAAAACCUCAUUAUUCAGACAAUUCAGUGUUUCUCCAUCAACAACUGCAACAACAACACCAACAACUACUACAACAACAACAGCAGCAGCAACAGCAGCUACUUCGCAUGUCACAACAGAAAAGAUUCUUGCAAAUGCAACAGAAGCAACACUUGAAAUCAAUGCCUCAGCAGCAGAAUAUGCCUCCGAGACCGCUCUAUAAACCCGGGACAUGUGCUCGGCGUCUUACUCAGUACAUGUGUCAGCAGCAACACAGACCUGAAGACAAUAACAUUGAAUUUUGGAGACGAUUUGUUACUGAAUUCUUCGAGCCCAAAGCAAGGAAGAAAUGGUGUGUUUCAAUAUAUGGAAGUGGUAAACAACCGACCGGAGUUUGUCCCCAGGGUGUUUGGCAUUGUGAGAUAUGCAACCAGAAGCCAGGCCGUGGAUUUGAAGCAACUGCUGAGGUAUUACCGAGGUUAUUCAAGAUAAAAUACGAAAGUGGCACUCUGGAAGAACUUUUAUACAUCGAUCUACCCAGAGAAUAUCGGAAUUCAUCUGGUCAGAUUGUUCUCGACUACUCUAAAGCGAUUCAGGAGAGUGUUUUCGAGAAUCUUCGGGUUGUCCGAGAUGGCCAGCUUCGGAUAGUUUUCUCUCCUGAUCUCAAGAUUUGCUCUUGGGAAUUUUGUGCCCGGCAUCAUGAAGAGCUUAUACCUCGACGAGUAUUGAUACCUCAGGUCGGUCAACUUGGCGUUACGGCUCAAAAGUAUCAGAAUGCUGCACAAAAUGCAUCAUCUGUUCAGAAUAUCCAAAACUAUCAUAAUGCUUUUGUGGCUUCGGCCAGGCAAUUGGCAAAAGCCUUGGAAGUACCGCAAGUAAACGAUUUGGGAUACUCGAAAAGAUAUGUCCGUUGCCUUCAGAUAUCGGAGGUGGUUAACAGCAUGAAGGACUUGAUCGAUUAUAGCUGGGAAACGGGCACCGGACCUAUUGAGAGUUUGAUGAAUUUUCCCCGAGGAAAGAAUCCUUCCGUUAAUGGUAUGGCACGUAAUAGUUCCUUCAACUCUUCUUCUUCUGGUGCUGUUCCCGCUCUUCUCCAUCAGAACUCCAUGAACGGACGGCAGUCCUCCUCUUCGACUAACCCGAGCAGUCCCUACGCAUCAAACCCGCUUCAGAUGCCAUCUUCGAGCUCCUCCAGCAAUAUCAGGCAGGUCGGUUUGGCUCCUCCCGUGGAAUCUGAUUCAAGCAAGCCUCAGAGUUCGGUUGAGAAAAUCUUGCAGAACAUAAUGGUAAACAACGGGAUGUUACAUGGACAUGACGGCUCCGUUCUUGGCAGUGGCAGUGUGUUCUCGGGUAAUAAUAGCUCAAUGGACGUCGGGUUCGGGUUUCAGCGUGACGGGUUCGGGUAUGAACCGAACCAGAGGAGCCAUAGUUAAGAGCAACCACCAUACGGUUUUGAACGGCAUGGCUCGACAAGAGCGGGACAUGGGGAACCAGCUUCUGGGCACGACAAACGGUUCGAACCAUCUUCAGUUUGGUUGGAAACCAUCUCCUUAAGACAGGUGAAAAUAACAUCGUACAGGUGCGGCCAUAUGUUUUUUUUAAACAUGAUGUAUACUAGUUUUUGUGGUAGAAAAAAAAGGAGGGAAGAGAAAACACGUAAUAGUUCAUAUGCGGAAUCUUGGAUAAUGAUAGUAGUGUUCAUAUUCACAUAUUGAAUAAACAAUGCAAAGAAGCGACAUGGUUAUUUCCA